AUGGCCGACAAGCUUGCUCAGGCGAUUGCGCUGUCUAUAUCUGCCAAAAUUCCUCUCUACACUAGUCUCGCAUCGCUCACAUGGGUUCUCCAUGACUAUUUGGUGACAGUCAGAGACGAGGCUCGAUAUAUUUGGGUCAGUUCAGCGUUCCAAACCGGUCCGUGGAAUACGGGGAAAUUCCUCUUCUUCUGGAUCAGAUAUUACACGAUUAUGCUGGCCGUAUUCGAUGUGGCACAGAUCCACUCCUUCUCAAGGUUCCGGCCGAGCUUGACGACGUGUGUCGUCAUGGACGCGAUGAUCCGCGUUGUGGGCGCAAUCAGUCUCUGGGCGAUCGAGAUCAUCAUGCAACUUCGCAUCUAUGCCCUCUUCCACUGCUCGAAACGAGUUGCGAUGGUCAACGCAGUACUCUUCCUUGCAUCGAUAGGGGUAUUCUUGUGGAUUCUUAUUCACAACGGCCUGGGACGCGCGGCAGUUAUCAAAGAUGCGAAGGCUCUUCCCAUCCCCGGAUGUCCUGUAGUUCAUACGGGGAUCGAAUGGGCGCAGUGGGUUCCGGCGACCGCUUUCGAAGGUGUUCUCUUCGCAUUCGCGAUAUACACAUCAGUAGAAAGUAUGCUCGAACGUAAACGGACCGGAGAGCGCAAAUCAGGGCUCUUCUCCGUUGUACUGGAAGACAAUAUAGUGUACUUCUUUGGGAUCACAUGCAUCCUCGUUUUCAACAACCUGAUGGUGGUUAAUGUCACUCAUAUCCCAUGGUUCAGCUACGGUCCCUUCCACGCCGCCACUGGCAUCAUGACCGCUCGCAUGCUCAUCCAUCUCCGCAAGGCUUCGACAGAGACGCCGUCGCCCAGUAUGGGUUUUAUGCCAGCGGGGUACUCUCAAUCCGCUGCCAUACAAACAAUGGAGUGGCGUUCCAUGGGCGUAACGUGCAUAGAGGAGGGCUUCUAG
Epithele typhae is the source of this 945-nucleotide messenger RNA. RefSeq lists its product as uncharacterized. Lineage: Eukaryota; Fungi; Basidiomycota; Agaricomycetes; Polyporales; Epitheliaceae. The transcript is spliced from 11 exons. Bases 1 to 945 code for a protein of 314 amino acids. The record is from RefSeq and is a predicted model, not a curated record.